Messenger RNA from Porites lobata, 2600 nucleotides. The record is from the annotation of a GenBank genome assembly. NCBI's taxonomy places the organism in Eukaryota, Metazoa, Cnidaria, Anthozoa, Scleractinia, Poritidae.
GUAGCCAUAAUCGUCGCUGUAUGGAUUCUGUCCUCAUUAGCUGGAUCAAUGAUAGAAUUUCUACCCUUGGAACAAGAGAAAUUCUAUGGCAUAAUUAUAACUGUCGCAUUCUUCUUCACACCACUCAUCGUUAUUUUGGUGGCUUAUGGUACGAUUUUUCACAUAGCUAGAGCGCAUGCACGAGGCAGAGACGUCAGUUCGUUCAAAAAGGUACUAUGCUAUGCUAUUGUUUUUGGCAUUUCUAUUGAUAGUAACCACUGGACCGUACUGUCUGUAUGAUCAUUAUCACGUGUGCUUUUUCUCGAUUAUACCCAGUGCUGAAUGGCAGUGAUCAUAGUCCAUGUUUUGGUAAUAUGUUCCAAUCUCAUUAAAAUUAUAGCUAACGUUACUAAAAAACACAUAUACAGGCAAACCUGUAUUAUGCGGUCAACCUUUGGGAAUGGCUUACUGACCGCCUAAUGCAGGUUGACGGUUUAAUACAACUUUGACAAACCUAAGAGUUGUUCAAGCAAAUAAAGAUGGUGAAAGAGCGAACCCGCGACAAAACUACUUCAAAGUGCCUCUGCCUUUUCUUGUACCAAAAAAGGAAGUAAUGCUAAAAAAAGUAGGGAUUUUUUUUGGUAUGAUGCAUUAGUAUGGUACAUAUUGUCAAAGUGACCGUCUAAUAGUAACGUAACCGCCUAAUGGAGGUGACCGCUUAAUUCAGCUCAGUUUUACAGUAACUUUCAGUGAUUUCCGGGAUGUAGUCAAACCUCCUCUGUCAGACACCUCUAUUACUUACAGCUCACUUGCUCCCAAAGGUAGAACACUUCAUGCGGUUCCUAUCGGUAUAAUAAUGGACACCUUUAUUGUGCGGAAAACGGACUUUGUCCCUUUGGUGUUCGCACCGUAAAGAAGUUUCCAUGCUUUUCCCGUGGCAGAUAUAAAGUAACUUAGCGUGAUAAAUACACCAGACAAAUACAAGGUACAAAAACUGUACUUGGACAGCAAAUCAAAACACUUCCAAAUACUCUAACCGCCCUCGUCACAUCGUAUUCAUCAGUCGUCGGAUCUUAUCGACCACGUUAUCUUUCAUUACUUGACCAUUCAAUGACGCUGAAUAUUGGUGCUGAUUUUAGGCACGUGCAUACACUAUCCCACUUUAAUGUAGGGCCAACACUGGCAAAGCUCUACAAACAAACAGUUCUUAAUCAGUGUCAUGGAGAGAAUUACAUGCACAUACAACAUUACUAACGACAACUAACCAACAGUGGUUUCCGCAACAGAAAGAAACGCACAGUGAACGACGCAAUAGGAUGGUCACUUGACGGAAGAGCACAAAAAAACUAUACAGAAGUACGACUAACGAAGACUGACAAGACAAGACAAGAUGAUUUAUUUAACUCAGCUCAGUUUUACAUGACAUAAAGGUUAAAUUUACAUAGGCAUCUAAACACACAGCAACUAAGACUGAGACAAAGUGAAUUUUGUCGUUGGUCAAAUAAUUUUCACUGACUCUUUUCUUUUUCUUUUUUUUUUUGUUCUUGUUUUUUUUUUUCUUUGCUUUCCUUUUCUGCUUUCAAAAUGACGUUAGUAUUUUCUGUUCAUCUUUUGAUUGAUCUGGAUUUUUGCAUAGAUGAGUAGUUUGUCGUUUAUUCCAUUGAAAUGGACGUUCUUUUCACACCGUGUUUGGUAUGCUUUAAUGAUUUUACCAUAAGCCACAAUUUAACGAUGUUGUUUUUGUUUCAGGAUUUGCGUAUUGCUACAACAGUAGCCGUAGUCAUUGGCCUUUUUGUCAUCUGCUGGACUCCAUUUUUUGGCAUCAACUUCGCGUUCGCGGUUUGUAUAGCCACACUGUUCAAGGGAGCCGGUUGUCCAGGCCUUAUGACUUUACUAACGUGGAUUCUUUCGGUAAACAAGUGGCUUCAGUACGGGAAUUCGGUUUGUAAUCCCGUCAUUUAUGGCUUCCGCAACAAAGAUUUUCGGCGAGCGUUUCGAAAGAUUUUACUCGGAUUGUGCUGUAAAAAGGUGCGGCUGUCAGAUUACAGCAAGAGCGCGUACGGACGCACGGUACGAAGCGCUUACUUACGGCGAGAAUCAAGCUUUGAAAACUCGCGAUCAGUCAUUCUCCCUCCCAACGUAUCGCUUGGAAUGUUUGACAUGCGGGAUAGCUACCGUAAGGCGAUGCAAAGCGGACGCAGCAAGCCGAUUAAGCUUAAAUUUACACCAAAGAAAAGCGUGGCAAAUGGUCUGCUAUCGAUAAACGUUGACGCCUUUCGCACUUCAAAUCAAUUUACUUCCAGUACAAGUGUUUGGAAUUCGUCUUCCGAGGCUUCCGUCUCUCCAGCGGAGCUUUGUAACCCUGCCUUCGAGGAGGACGAUCAAACCGAUAUCUGCCCUAUUGAUCAAGCGAUACCAGUAAGAGAUUCUAACGAUAACAUCUCCUCAGAAUCAACUAAUUCUAUGUAUAAGAGUUUCUCAAAAGGAUCUGUGCAUAGCGACCAAGCCUAUGUUCGAUUUAGGAUUCCAAAACCAAGGGAAAGGAUGGCGAGUUCAAAACCGUUGCUAACCUUGGUUCUGCCUUGGAUAGGAAAAGGUCAUUAUCGGAGAUAUUUCUACGU